This is a messenger RNA of Vitrella brassicaformis, 3274 nucleotides long. The record is from the annotation of a GenBank genome assembly. NCBI's taxonomy places the organism in Eukaryota, Vitrellaceae.
CCUCCCUCAAAAGAUUGUAUCAUCCGUUGGGUACAUGAAGCAGCGUAAAUCACACCGACCGACCACACAUGGAAUAAGCUAAGCUACCACCGGACAAAUGCAUGCCAUCCAUCUACAUCUCAUCACAUAGGCUCCCAGCCCACACGGACGAACAUGUGCGGCUCGGCGGGUGGCUGACUGCAGGCUAGGAUCAGUUAGCACCAUAACACAGCAGAGCACAGGGCCUCUAUCUAUGUCUGGCUACGCUACGGACCUAUCAACCCUACCGCGGUACUCUUACGUACUGCAGCCAGGCCAGGCAGUCGAGCAGACCAGUGGCGCCCGCCCCUUUUUUGUUAUUUAUAUUUGUGUGUCGAGCCACGACUGGAAUACCUCCCAUUUGGCCGUGAAGGAGUCAUCCCCCUCCGCUUCUGACGACCAGGCCGGGUAUUGAUCGUCCCCUGACCAGGUGAUCUGGGUGGCGCCCCCUCGUGCCUUCAUGGUCCAGAGCUCAGAUGUCACGGAGGUGUCCGACUGGUCCUUUGGGAUGGCACGAACGACGCCGAAGAGCACCCCGGAGAUGAGCUCCUGCUCGUCACCCACCUCCGUCGCGGCAAAGAGCGAAUUGUAUCGGAGGUCGCAGCCCGUCCUGCACACAGAGAACACAGACAGCCAGCUAGGCAGACAAAGAUGCAUACGUUCUUGUUUGUCCAUCCAUCCAUCCAUUCUCAUUGAUGGGAUGGCGGUUUCGUGCUCACUCACUUGAUGAAGAGCUCAUCUGCUCCCGUCUCCGCGUCCUGUGUCGUGUGUCAGGGCGGGAUAUAAACACACGGAGACACACACAGCAGUACACAGACCGAGAUACAUGACAUGAAUGACCCAUUCAUUAUUCUGUGUUCUUGAGUGUGUACGAAUGCUUCAAAUGUCCAGCAGCCCUUCGCAAAGCCUGCAGGCUCGAAUGUCACGGGAUUCCGUCGACCUACACCAUACAACAGCUUCUUCUGAGCUGCAACAUAGCACAACAGAACCCAACACGCAGCAUAAGCGAAGAGGCCGGCUCAACACGGAAGCACCUGGCUGAAGCGCUUGACGUCAGUCGGUCUGUCCGUCAGUCUGUCUGUCUGUCUGCGUGUCCUUACUUUCACUUCUGCUGAGUGUGGGAAUGCCGUUAGCGAUGAACGUGUCGUUUCUUGUCCAUAUCGACUCGAGAACAAAUGAGUCCUGGUCCUCCGGGUCCCUUUUGAACUCGAACUUUUGAAUCCCCAGAGGGGAGUCACCCAGCAGCACCGCUAUCAGACUGCGGAAUUGAGGAUCCAGUAGCGACUGCACAUCCACACGAGACACACCAGAUUGACGGCCGAUGGGCUGUCUCUUCUACGUGCUGUGCUGUGCUACUCUUAAGUGUGCGCACUGACUGCAACCGUACGUACGUACAGGUGGAAGGGCAUCGCCGAGUAGUUGCGUGAGGAAUGCAGCCAGCACCUCAAAGAAGGGUUCUGCACCUUCGGCCACCUUAAUGCCCUCGUCAGUCAGGGCGUCAUUCACCACGUACAGGUCCGUGCCGUCGGCUAACACGGACUGGUGAACACACACAAAGGCGACAAACAGACAGAGAGAGGUAGGCAGGUGAGACGUGGAGACAUCCAUCAGGUAGUAUAGCUAGUCAUUCACCUGGUCCGAGAAGGAAGAGAGCCCGUCUGGGAGACCCCCGAAGGUGACCUCCGCAAAAGCAGCAACCGAGCCAUCAUCCGCAUGGUAGACCACCAAUUUCUGUGGAUCUGACCCAUCCGUGAUGACUGCAGGCAGACACAUAGCGACCCGACCAGGUAGAUAGGUAGACAGCUAUGCAGGUAGGCAGUCAUUUCCCUUACCGAUGAAGAGUUCUCCGUCAAGAUCGAUAAUUGUUGGGGAGCUGCCGCUGCCUAUGGGAGUGAUCCUGCCGAUGGCCGGCUCGUCGACGCUCUCGUAAGCCGAUGCCCAUAUCACCUCCAGGACCCCAUCGGUGGGAUCCGCCGACGCUGUGAACUGAAUCCUGAACACCUUGUUGUCUUCACCAUUGCCGGCAGCCGACGCCCCCGUCACGGCAUAGAUGUUGCCCAAUUCAUCCACUGAUAUCGAGUUCGUCACAGCUGUUCGUUCACAUACAAAGUAGCGAAUGUCCACACGUAUCGUAUCUGGCAGUGCAGCUCAUGUGUCGGUCUGCCCGUCUGUCUCGUGGUUGACGGCCGGCUUACCCGGGAGCUCGCCGCCGUCUUCCUCUUGGUCCAAUGCGACGACGUUGGACACCUCCGUAAACGUCUCUGUCUCCCUGUCAAAGCUGAGGACUCCCACCUGGGCCCUGAAUGUGAUGUAGGCCAUCAACAGAGACGACGAGUCCGUGUCCCCGGCAGCAGGGUACAGUGGCACCACCGCAUAAAAUCGGUCGUCCUCUAUGGUCGUAUCCAGCCUGUCGGACCCGUCGAAGAGGAACUCGGCGGCCACUCUGAUAUCGGAGAGAAACUCGCCCUCCUCUGCGUCAGAGAGAGCGAAGAUACGGCGGCCAUUCGGAUUGAAGUAGUAGUUAUCGCUUGUGACGAACGAGUAGAUGCCGUGAGGUGUGAUGUCGAUGUCGGAGUCCGGCUUCUUGAAACAGUCCACGAUGCCCAGAUCCGUCGUCGUCCGCGACACCUUGCAGAUGUCCUACACACCCGCAUACACACGACAUGGUGAUGGUCAAUCAAUGGUAUCUUUGUGUUUCGUAGAAUCAGUCAGUCCGUGAGUCAGUCAUGCAGUAACUGACGGUGAAUGAGGACGACCAGAAGCCAUCGGAAGUGUCACCCCCCUUUCUGUCGGUAUAGAGGAGGGACGUUGGGCCCAGGAGCACUAUUGGGUCGAACAAAGACUGCCUUGCCACGUCUAGCACUGGACCAAAAGGCCCUGACUUGAAGUCGCCUCUGUCGAUGCUUGGCAGGUCGGUGCUUGAGGGAGUCAGGCACACAGCACAGGCAGACACAGCUGGAACGUUGAUCUUCCGUGCCUCUCACCUUUGAUCAGAGUAUGAGUUUUGUAGAGCGAUUGGCCACGCUGUUGUGGCGGGCACCCCAAGCCACACCACAGACAGACGAACCCAUCUUGUCUUGGGGUCCGUGAGUGUAUGCGAGUGCUGAUUGAUUCACUCACCGAAUUUCGCAAGAUUGUCGUUUUGCGGCACCUCUUCGUUGAUUUGUGAGCUGGCAAGGCCGCAGAGGGCCAGCAGAAGUACGAUGGAUGGACGCAUUGGCUCUGGGCAGUAGGUCGAACUUGGUCAAUCUGGUCG